GCAGGGCCAACAGGGCCGCCCGGAGCCCCAGGCAUAGAGGGCAAGAGGGGUCGCCGUGGGAAACCAGGAGAUCCAGGGACCCCGGGACCACCUGGUCUCCCAGGACACUCUGAAGGAGCAGCGAUUAAGGGCGACAAAGGAGACACCGGCUCCUCGGGAGAAACCGGAGAAAAAGGCGACAGAGGAGAUCCAGGUCCACCAGGAGAAGCAGGAGCCAGUGGGAUAAAAGGAGAAAAGGGCGAAGUCGGACCCAGAGGACCUCCAGGACCUGUGAUGACGGCACAUGGCUUGCGACACCUCUCUGGGCCUGGUGAAGCAGGAGAGAAGGGACAGAAGGGGGAAAAAGGAGAACAGGGAGAAAGAGGCAUUCAAGGACCGCAAGGCCUAAAGGGGGUAAAGGGAAGUGUUGGACUACCAGGUCUAAAGGGCGAGCCAGGCUCAGAGGGUAAAGAGGGCCUGCCAGGCUCCACUGGACCCCAAGGGAUUCCAGGCAAACUGGGAGCUGCUGGGGAACCUGGAGAGCCUGGACAGGAUGGACUUAAAGGAGAGAAGGGUGACUCUGGUGGAGCGAUGGGUCCUCCCGGACCUCCGGGACCCAAGGGAGAGCCUGGAACGCCAGGACUUGGGACACUGGGGGAAGGAGUAUCGGGGCCAAGAGGAUCUCGAGGCCCAAAGGGGGAGCGAGGAGUGCCCGGCGUAGCAGGAGAGCCAGGGGAGAAAGGCGAGCCAGGGAUCAGACUGCCUGGGCCUCCUGGCCCAAUGGGACCCAAGGGUCGGCAAGGAAUCCAGGGCCCCCAAGGACCCUCUGGGCCACCAGGUCCCCCAGGACAGCCGGGCAAUGAGGGCCCCCCAGGCAGAGAGGGUAGGCCUGGCCCCCCGGGACCCCCCGGAGAACCGACUGCACUACCAAUUGUGCGCGAUAUGGGCACCUUACUCAAGAAUGCCUGCAGCGUGUGCCAGGCAAGGAUGCCAGGCCUGCCGGGGCAGAAGGGCGAGAAGGGCUCCCCAGGACUGCCCGGCGCCGAGGGCAUGGAGGGACAGAAGGGAGAGCAAGGUCUGCGAGGCCCUGUGGGAAACCCUGGGAAAGAGGGACCAAAGGGAGUUAAAGGAGAAAGAGGAUUCCCUGGUUCUGCUGGAGAGAAAGGAGAUGAGGGCCCCCCUGGCGUACCCGGAUUCCCAGGUGCAACAGGUCGUACUGGAGCUCCGGGCAUGAUGGGAAGACCUGGACCCAUGGGGCAUCCCGGACCUAAAGGCGAAAGAGGUAGCGAAGGCCCACCUGGAAGACCAGGCUUACCUGGACCUCCUGGUGUUCCCUACACUGAAGGAAAUGGCAUGAGUAGCUUGUAUAAGCUACAGGCCGGCGGCGCCACGGUGGGAUACCCCGGACCUCCUGGUCCUCCCGGGCCCAAAGGAGAUGAGGGAAGACCUGGUGAACCAGGGCCCAUGGGUUUGCCAGGACUGGAGGGACUGCCCGGUGCCAAGGGAGACCCAGGCUUGCCCGGCAGCCCAGGAAUACCUGGUCCACCUGGGAAGCCGGGUGUUCCCGGAAAGGCAGGAAUCCCAGGGGAGCCAGGAGAGCGAGGCCCUGUGGGGGAGACAGGAUUCCCUGGUCCUGAGGGACCGCCUGGUGCUCCCGGAAGAUCUGGAAAGGAUGGAAUCCCUGGAUAUGAGGGAGCAACAGGUAGACCUGGAGACCGAGGGUCCAAAGGGGAACGUGGGGACCCCGGGAUUCCGGGAGAAAGGGGAGUUCAAGGAGAGAGGGGAAGACAAGGGGAAAAGGGAAACCUCGGGCCAAAGGGACCAACUGGACCCCCAGGACCCAGGGGAGAUCCUGGCCCCCCAGGGACCAAAGGUUCUGCAGGCCUACUGAACGAUGCCGAAGCCAUGGAGGAAAUCAAAAGGUUUAUCCAAAAAGAAGUUUUACGAGUAUUUGAAGAGCGGCUGUCUAGUCAAGCCCUGCAGGCCAAGACGCCAGCAGCCAUCCUGGCAGCUCAGUUCCGUCAAGGGCCUCCUGGCCCCCCAGGCAAUGACGGCUCACCGGGGCCUCCCGGAGAACCUGGUCCUCCAGGCCCUCAAGUUGUCCAUGACAUCAGGGAGCUCAGCACUCUUCUUAUUGACCCCAGUGUGUUCUGA
Scleropages formosus (Asian bonytongue) is the source of this 2133-nucleotide messenger RNA. RefSeq names its product collagen alpha-1(XIX) chain. The transcript has 38 exons. Lineage: Eukaryota; Metazoa; Chordata; Actinopteri; Osteoglossiformes; Osteoglossidae. The record is from RefSeq and is a predicted model, not a curated record. Gene Ontology annotation, cellular component: extracellular matrix. Bases 274 to 2133 code for a protein of 619 amino acids.